UUAUGGGCGAGUGACAGAGUUUGUGACAGUCAACACAUUGCGGGGGCGUGAUCCCAUGCACAGCAUCGCUAAAAAAGGAACAUUACUAGGCAAUAUCAGAGAAAUUUCCAGCAAGUUUUCCACUCGCGAACUGCCGACAAGACUACCCUGAGAGAAUUGGUAAUUUUUAACGGUGAGAGAUGGCGUGUUCUUUUGCAGGAUUAUGACCGUGUACUACACCAAGAAAAAACGACGGGCAGCUCAAGUUCAAGGCGACGACAGCUCGCAUAAAAAGGAGAGAAAGAUUUAUAAUGACGGUUAUGAUGAUGAUAACCAUGACUACAUCGUGAAAACCGGUGAGAAGUUCCUGGAUAGAUACGAAAUAGACUCACUGAUAGGCAAGGGCUCCUUUGGGCAGGUGGUAAAGGCGCUCGACCACGUGGAUCAGUGCCACGUCGCCAUAAAAAUCAUCAAGAACAAGAAGCCUUUCCUCAACCAAGCGCAGAUUGAGGUCAAGCUGCUUGAAAUGAUGAAUCGGGCGGAUAUUGAAAAUAAAUAUUAUAUAGUAAAAUUGAAAAGGCAUUUCAUGUGGCGGAACCACUUAUGUUUAGUGUUCGAGCUGCUAUCGUACAACCUGUACGACCUGUUGCGGAACACCAAUUUCCGCGGCGUGUCGCUGAAUCUCACCAGGAAGUUCGCUCAGCAACUUUGCACGGCACUCCUGUUCCUUAGCACGCCAGAACUGAACAUCAUUCACUGUGAUCUAAAGCCGGAAAACAUACUAUUGUGCAAUCCGAAGCGAUCGGCGAUCAAGAUUGUGGAUUUCGGUAGCUCUUGUCAGCUUGGACAAAGGAUAUACCAGUACAUCCAGUCGAGGUUCUACCGAUCGCCCGAAGUCCUCCUAGGCAUCCCGUACGAUUUGGCCAUCGACAUGUGGUCUUUGGGCUGCAUCCUGGUGGAGAUGCACACCGGAGAACCGCUGUUCAGCGGUGCGAACGAAAUCGACCAAAUGAACAAGAUCGUCGAAGUGUUGGGAAUGCCACCGAAGCAUCUGCUGGACCAGGCGAAUAAGACGAGGAAGUUUUUCGAGAAGAUGCCGGGAGAAAGAGGCGAUUACAGGUACGUCCUGAAGAAGUCGAAGGACGGCAAGAAAUAUAAACUUCCCGCAACGCGACGUCUCCACGACAUCCUGGGCGUGGAGUCGGGAGGUCCCGGAGGAAGAAGAGCCGGUGAAGCGGGCCACUCCAUGUCCGACUACCUCAAGUUUAAGGACCUCAUCCUGCGUAUGUUGGACUACGACCCCAAGACGAGGAUCACUCCCUACUACGCCCUGCAGCAUAACUUCUUCAAGCGGACCUCGGACGAGAGUACCAACACCGCGAGCAGUACCAGUUCUAGUCCAGCUGUCGCUUCGCUGGAUAUGGUGGCUAAUAGUUCUAGUAGUCAACACGGAUUGAACCUAGUCGGUCGUUCGCGCGCAGAUCUGACCGGGCACCCGUUCUCUGGCGGCGGCGGUGGCAGCAGCGCCUCAAGCGGAGGCGGCUACUCUGCGAUGGAGUGCGACCCGUCUCCGACCGCCGCUGUGCGACCGCCGGUACAGCACCGACCGCCCCCGCCGGCCGCCACGCGGUACCACCACCAGCCGCCCCCGCCAGUGCUCAACCACCACGCCGUCGUCGGACCGCCCUCCCUGCAGCAGUACUACCAGGAGGUGCCUGCCACCAACGGCCCCCAGGCGUCUGUCACGCGGCCGCCCCCGGAGGAUAACAGGGACAGCCCCAUGGUGGGAGUUUGCGUGCAGCAGAGCCCCGUGCUGGCGAUACACUGACAAGCAAUCAUCAGGAGGCAGGAGUGCGUAGGUCUCUUCGCAAAUAGCAUCCGAGUAUAUAAUGGUAGACUGAGCAGUCAGCAUUUUCAAGUCGCGUGUGUGUCCAGUUUGGGAAAUUACGGAAUUAUUUAAAUGUCUUGUUAUAAGGCGGGACAGAACACAUGGUUAAUUUUCCCAAGUACCUCAGAAGCGUAGCUUCCAAGAUACGCAAUUUUAUUCUUAGUUUUUACCUGUAUACAGGGUGCUCGGAUAGUUUGAAAUGACAAGAGUCAUCGCGAUAGUAUCUAGAGAGGCGCUACUAAAAUCUCUUCCGGCUAUACGAAACGGUGUCAAGAAGCAAAGCCAGUGAGGACACAUAUAUAUUAAUUUUAUAAUUAUAAUUGGUUAUGAAAAUCUUAGUUCGGUCCUGCAUAUUGUCUUUACGAUACGGGUACACUAACCGGUGAGCGCAUCAUCAGAGGACGAGACAUUAUAUUUUUUUGCAAUAGGAAUAAAAAUAAUAUACGAAAAAGAAACAUUUCCAGAGAUUUGCGGAACUUGAAUACCGGUCCCUUUGGUAGCUUUGUACGAUAAAAAUCUUGCGCUGACCCCGUGAUAGAAGACGUCCUGUCGUAUCCUCUAGAGAUUCUAUAUCCGUGGAUGAAGAAAUUAACAUUAACAUCUAAAAAUCAACUUGCUCUUAUAGUGGCCUUGUAAGGAUCAUGGUCAAGAGCAGCACCUCCCACCACUUUCCUACAAGGUGUUUGAAUGAAUACUUCUCUCAGUAAAUCGAUUUGAGAACCACAAUAGGCAUAUUCACCUUUUUUUUAAAAUCGGCCAAACUUAAUCCCCCUAUUUCUCAGAUACUAAUCAUAGGGUUGUUCUGGACCCAUGAGAACUUUAGUUCAGGAACGCGAGAAAUAUAUUAUACUGAAUUUUAGGCAAAUCAUGGCUGGGAGCCAUUUACCAUAUGGGCUACUUUCAAGUCCAUAAUACUACUAAAUACCAUUCGAAAGGGUCACAAAUUUCUACGUUUUUAACGUUCGGAGUUGUCUAAGCCCUCCUCCACCUAGACAUUCCUGCAAACAGGUUCUUUGUACGAAAUACUCGGAAUGGAAUGGAAAUUAGCCGAAAAACGAUCCGUAUACACUCGUGAAGCCUCAACAAUGUCUCAAACUAACGUAAUAUCGACAAGUUCCUUAUUACAAAGUAGUGUGGAAUUUUCGGUUUUUCGAUAUUCACUCUGUAAACAAACAGCUAGGUUUGUCUACACGAUGGGCUGAGCACCGAAGCGCCUAUAGGAUCCAUUUCCCGACGCCUCAAAACGAUAGUAGAGUAGUGCUUUCUAGUUAUCUUUAAUUAAAAUAAUAACUUUUACCGUUGAUUUUAAAUCGUUGAUUCGUGGCAUUACGUAGAUUUUACUAUUUAUUACUAUUUAUUCAUCGUAGCGUUUUAACAUCCUUAAGAUGCUUUCCACUUGGGUGAUCUUUCCACUUUUAGAAAUUGUUUUGCAUGAUCUUUUUAAGACGUUUUCGUAAAAAUGCCUAUUUUAAACAUACCGAUUCAUUUCUGAAACUCGCCAGACUCGUCCAGACUUUCCUCGUAAAGUUGGUAGACGACAAGAUGCUAUCAGGACCACAGACACGCGAGGAGGUAUGGAAAAUCGUACUGUGCUCCUGCUCUAAGAUAAGAACGAAAUUCAAACCUAUGGAACCGAUACCUCUUGUCGUUCCUGCGAUCCUGAUACAGAUCUCUAAGUUUCUGAAAAUCGCACUGUCGUCCAGACUUUCCUUGUAAAAUUGGAAGGCGAGCUUAUGAGGGGGAUCAAACAUGUGGUUCUGCCUGUACUAUGAAAGUCAAUCUAUAAUUCCUGCAAAUAUUUGUGUAUUCUGGAGAUGCUGUUUGUUCGGACUACCCGUACGAAAUCACAAAACGAACAUAGAUGGUCAAAAGUAUGAUGUUGUAGUCAGUCUGAAGUACAGUUGAUUCUAGGUGACUAUGGAUGAUCCACAGUCUUAGCCAAAGUUCAAACAACGUGACUCUAGCAUGUUAAAGAAGUGACCAAAAACGUAUUUGUCUAAUAAAAAAAUAGCCAGAAAAAUUAGAAAACCCAGUACUAUUUUAACUCGCCUGCAUGGAACGUCAGUUUUCAACUGGCAAAGAAAACCCUGAGAAAAAAAGUUCAAAGCUGGACAACUUUUAUUUGUAUUGAAAUUUGAUGAGGUAUGUCCAUACUAUUGAUCAUAAAUUCAAAUUUCAAGAAUAUUCCGAACCCUCUGUCAAUCCACUUCGGUCUUACGGUUAACUGUACUCUGGAUUUUGUCUACUACACAUACUUCUUCGUGUAGCCCAGUCAUAUUUUUGGAAAGGGCUUAACAAAAGUAUGUUGUAGUUUGAAGGUGGACAUAUUAAAGUGUGAAUCCACAUAGUUGAUUUGAAGUCACUAACAUUUUGGCUGCAUUGAAAACUUAACAUAUAUUACCUGGAGAUUGAACUGUUGUUUGUGCAUCUACAAACUAGAGCAAACGCAUACCUUUUAAACAUUAUAUUGCAAAGCAGAAAGAAUGGUACAGCUGACAUCGCUAUUUGUAUCUAUCUGGCUAACACCCGAGUUUAUACACACUCCAGGCCAAUUUUUACGAUGCUGGCCGUAAUAUGGCAGGCCUUCCUUCUCAAUAAUACCACUCAAAUAAUAUGGAGCGUAAUUUUGACAUUUUAAAUCGAUAUGAGUGUAAAAUUAAAUACAAUCUUCGUUUCAAGCCCCUAUGAGAAACUGAUGGGAGCAUUCUUAACAUUCAUGUUUGUGGUGUACAUAUCGCUGUUUCUCAAGAAAGUUCAAAAAAGCUUUUUUAACAUUUUUUGAAGAACAAUUUCGGAUAACUGAAGAAAAAGUUAAUAAUUUGGAUUUAGAAAAAUUAUCAAUCAAAUUGUUUAUUGAACUUUUAGAUUGAUUGAAUAAAAGAUCAGUAUGUUUUCAAAAACAUCCCAUUUUAUUACUUUUUUGCAACUUUACAGGAAUAUGUCAUUAUUCCUAAAAAAAUAAUGCAUUUCUAAAAAAUAUAAUACAAAUAAUUCGUGGUUACAGAACAAAAAGGGAAAACAUAUUUUAGUAUUACUACCUACGAUACACAUCUAGCAACAUUUAACAGGCUACGUGGAACUAAAAAAUCAAAGGUAUGUUCAGAAAAAAAACAAGUGCAAUACAAAACUUGGUUACAAAUCAUUGUAAAAUCCCCCAUAGUAUGAGGGUUUUAUAUAUUUUUUUUACUAAACUAAGUAAGGCGCUUGUCUUUUUCUCGGAAAUGGGAAUCUUACGUUUGUAUGCUUUAUUCAGAUUAAAUCUAGCACCUCUUUUUGUUGCUUCGUUUUUCUUAGAUCUUUUUUAAGAUUUUUUAUCUACCUCAACUUUACGAAAAUCAGUCACACUGUAUGAGUUUUUGUAGAAAAAUGUUCCAGAAUGUUGAUUUUCUACCCUUAUUAUUUUAACAUCGGAUAGUUUGAAUGACUCAUUUUCCGAAUUUUUAUGUUGUAGGAAGGUAGUCACAAUGCACUUUAUGUCACUAUUCUUGUGUAACACGAUCGGUUAUUUGGGUACUUUGUUCUAAUAUGACGUUAUUUUUGAGAAAAAUGUAAGUAUUCGCUUUGAAAGUGAAGCCGCAACUGCAAUAUCACAUUAUUCAUGACAGAACCCUAAAACAUUCGAUAUUAAGCAACAACGACACUAGCGUCAUCUCUGGCGAACACUUUGAAACAAUUGCAAAUGUCUUUAUUCCUGAUAAAAUAGUCAACAUUUAGAGUGGAUCUGCAGUUUUAACUAAUUCUUCUCGUUUUUUUGGAUAAUGUCACUCUUGAGAAGCAGCGAUGUGAUCUGAUUUGUUCUCUGAUUUUCCUUGGAUAUUUUCCAGGACGAAAUUUAGUCGCUUUUUUUUCAAAUCAUGCAGCAUUGCAUCUUAACUGUCUAGAUUUUUUUAGGGGCGCAACUGUGUACAUAAUUUUAAUUGUAGGUUUUUAUACAUUGUUGUCCACAGAUGUAGAAUUUUUGAUGAUACUGAUUUUUUGCAUUGGAUAAGUGAUGUUAGUAAUGUGGAUUAUUGAUAAGGAAAGGCUUGUUCCCUGAGCAUGGUGGUGUUUUGGCGAAACGAGCGAUCAUUACUGUGAUUCAUUAAUAUUCUAACAUACAUCUGAACUACGGAUUCGACCAUGGCGUUAGGUCUAAGGAGACGAUAGAAAUACUGCAAAGCCUUGUUUUUAUCAUAUGUAAUUUUACAGAUCAUCAUCUGAAAUAUCGUAUUCGAUUUCAAAAAAAAAUAUCCUGUUCUGAACGGGUAUUAUUUUAUUUUAAAAUGUCUGAAAAGAAGCGUUAAGAUUUUCAUAACUUAUUAUACAUACAGUAGUGAUAGUUAUUGCUAAAUAAUUAGUUAACUUUGAUUACUUUACAAAUGUUUUAUAUGAAACAGCUACGUAAUCAAGUGUUCUUAUAUAAUAC
This is a messenger RNA of Acanthoscelides obtectus, 6272 nucleotides long. Lineage: Eukaryota; Metazoa; Arthropoda; Insecta; Coleoptera; Chrysomelidae. The record is from the annotation of a GenBank genome assembly.